AUGAUUAACGUCCUUUUUUUCAAUAUAGAUUUGUUUAUGAAUUCAUCACAAUCAUUGUCAGAUGCAUUAAAAGAACUUAAUCAUCAACGAGUUUCACUAAUCUUAGAAAUAAAUACACUUCUUCUCCAGAAAUGUAUAGAGCUUCAAAAUGAAAAAAAUAUAGAAAAAGAUCAUUUAGAAACACCGGGAUCCACUAUGACAGGAUGUAUUCAACGUCUUCAAACAAAUCUUGCAUAUCUUGCAACAAUUGCAGACAAGUCCUGCAAAAAUGCCGAAACUUACAUUUAUAAAAACCCUAUGAUAUUUUCACCUCCAUCAAAUGUAUAUACACUCAUUGAGCCAUAUGCAAGAUUAAAAUCUCUUUUUUUUAUCGAUAAAUCUCCUAUAUCUUCAACAAUGGAUUUCUCUACUUCGUCCCAACUUUUAAAAAAUUCACCUAAUUUUUGCACAACAGAACAAUCCAAGUCAGGAAAUCUACACAAUAUAAAAUCCAACAUUAAUACUUUUUUUACAGAACAUCAAAAUGAAUGUACAAAUAUAUGUAGCCAACCACAAAUACAAAAGUUACCUCUAGCAACCGAACAACAUCAGCAACAACUUAUUCCUCAAAAACAUUUAACUCAAUUAAUUCAGAAUACAAAUACUCAUUGUCAACAUGCAGACUCAUCUUUUCAGCAACAAGAUUUUUUGAAUUAA
Pneumocystis jirovecii RU7 is the source of this 696-nucleotide messenger RNA. RefSeq lists its product as uncharacterized. The transcript has 3 exons. The record is from RefSeq and is a predicted model, not a curated record. Lineage: Eukaryota; Fungi; Ascomycota; Pneumocystomycetes; Pneumocystales; Pneumocystaceae. Bases 1 to 696 code for a protein of 231 amino acids.